Messenger RNA from Thunnus maccoyii (southern bluefin tuna), 3339 nucleotides. RefSeq names its product transcriptional activator Myb-like. Gene Ontology annotation, biological process: regulation of DNA-templated transcription. Gene Ontology annotation, cellular component: nucleus. The record is from RefSeq and is a predicted model, not a curated record. Bases 131 to 2572 code for a protein of 813 amino acids. The transcript has 16 exons. Gene Ontology annotation, molecular function: RNA polymerase II cis-regulatory region sequence-specific DNA binding; DNA-binding transcription factor activity, RNA polymerase II-specific. NCBI's taxonomy places the organism in Eukaryota, Metazoa, Chordata, Actinopteri, Scombriformes, Scombridae.
GACGUCACGUCGCGUCCUGACCAAUCAGCGGUCAGCCCCCUCUGCGUUCUGUUGCGCUCGAGCUCUGGAGCAUCUCGAGCCUCUCCUCUCUAACCGCCGCCGUGUGUCAGUGUUCAUACGAGCAGCAGUGAUGAGCAGCAGAAGUCGCAGGUCCUGCACCAAGAGCCGCUCUGGCUGUCUGGGACGUAAAGGUCUGGAUGGACGAUUCUCCAGAGUGUCUCUACAGAAGCCUGGAUGGACAAAAGACGAGGAUGAGAAGCUGCACAGACUAGUGAAGGAGUUUGGAUCAAACAGCUGGUCUUCAGUUUCUCUUCACUUCAAAGGUCAAAGGUCAGAUGUGGAGUGUCAGCGCAGGUGGCAGCAGGUAAAGAAUCCCGAGCUGGUCAAAGGUCCCUGGACUCAGGACGAGGAUGAGAAGGUCAUCGAGCUGGUUCGCAAGUUCGGCAUGAAGCGCUGGUCACUCAUCGCCAAACACCUGCACAGCAGAAACGGGAAGCAGUGCCGCGAGCGCUGGCACAACCACCUGAACCCGACGGUGAAGAAGAGCGGCUGGACGCUGGAGGAGGACCGCAUCAUCUGUCAGGCGCACAGACUGCUGGGAAACCGCUGGGCCGACAUCUCCAAGCUGCUGCCUGGCAGGACAGAUAACUCCAUCAAAAACCACUGGAACUCAACCCUGAAGAGGAAGGUGGAGAAGGAGGGGUAUCUGCAGGUCCUACACGCCCCCAACUCCUCCAUCACCUCCUCAUUCAACUCCUCCUCUAACUCCUCCAAAUCCUCCUCCAUCAGACCAGCAUCCAAGACCUGCAGCCCCCCUAGCACAGCUAACAUCCCUGCCAAGGCAGACAGUCUGUCCAGUGGGAGGGACGAGUCCAGCUGCACCUCCAGUGAUCUGAGCGUGUGUGGACGCCAUCACAGCCACGCCCACCUGUCCUCCAUCUGUGGCCCCUCCUCCUCAUCAAGCUACGACUCCUCACUGAGCGUGUGCGAGCUGGCGGCGCCGGUUGAGCUGAUGGAGGAGAAUCCAGACAGCUGGAGCUGCAGCCUGAAGGAAAUGACGUCAUCGCUGAAACACCCGGUGGCGCUCUCUGCCUGCCUGCACAGAGUGGACGCCGACCCGACUGUCAUCGAUCUGAGCCGGAGCUACGUUGCAGGUAUGAAGGAGCAGCUGAUGAGCAGCGAGGACGGAGCCUCCUUCAUGGACUCCAGCUGGAGCAGAAACAACCUGGUGGGAGCCUUCACCCUCUCACCUUCUGAGUUCUUCAGUCUCUGUGGUGUCGAGGAUCUGAAGCUGCAGCGGCCGACUCUCACCUCCACCCCCGUGUGUUCCCUCAAACACUCCAUCUACAGCAACCAGGACGACGGCUGUCUGCACUGCAGCCAUACACACACCACACAGACGCCCACGGAGAUCAGAGAGAAGAUCAGAGCGUUUUGGAUGUCAGCUCCUCAAACCCCGACGCCGCUGAAGAUCCACAACAGCAGCAGCCAGGACGAGGUUUCAGUUUGUUCGAGCAGGAUCAUGAAUCUGACGUGGGAAGAGCGGAGCAUUGAUCCCGACAGCCAGCAGUCCAGCAGCAGCUCCGAGCUGCUGACUUCUAUCCUACAGGUCCAGGGUGAGAGUCUGCUGAGCUCCAUCCAGCAGGUCCAGACUGAGUCCAGCUCCAUCCAGCAGGUCCAGACAGGGUCCAGCUCCAUCCAGCAGGUCCAGACAGAGUCCAGCUCCAUCCAGCAGGUCCAGACAGGGUCCAGCUCCAUCCAGCAGGUCCAGACAGAGUCCAGCUCCAUCCAGCAGGUCCAGACAGGGUGCAGCUCCAUCCAUCAAGUCCAGACAGAGUCCAGCUCCAUCCAGCAGGUCCAGACAGGGUCCAGCUCCAUCCAGCAGGUCCAGACAGGGUCCAGCUCCAUCCAUCAAGUCCAGACAGAGUCCAGCUCCAUCCAGCAGGUCCAGACAGGGUCCAGCUCCAUCCAUCAAGUCCAGAAAGAGUCCAACUCCAUCCAGCAGGUCCAGACAGGGUCCAGCUCCAUCCAUCAAGUCCAGACAGAGUCCAGCUCCAUCCAGCAGGUCCAGACAGGGUCCAGCUCCAUCCAGCAGGUCUAUACAGAGUCGAGCUCCAUCCAGCAGGUCCAGACGGGGUCUAACUCCAUCCAGCAGGUCCAGACAGGGUCCAGCUCCAUCCAGCAGGUCCAGGAAGAGUCAAGCUCUACCUCAGAGGCCCAGUCAGAGUCCAGCUCUACCUCAGAGGUCCAGACAGGGUCCAGCUCCACCUCAGAGGUCCGGAGGGAAGCCAGCUCCACUUCAGAGGUCCAGAGGGAGUCCAGCUCCACUUCAGAGGUCCAGAGGGAGUCCAGCUCGGUCCUGGGCUGUGAGGAGUUUGGCUGCUUCCCGUUGGAUGGACAGGUGGAGGUGUGGUGGUGUCAGCAGCCCGGCGGCUACCAGCCCUCCCCAGAUUGUCCUGCAUUCAGACUGAACCCCUUCGAGCUGAGCGGUGAGUUGCAGGUGGUGAUGUUUGGGAAAACAGACGACCAGAUGAGUCUGACAGAGCAGGCUCGACUCUACACGGAGCCCUGACUGACCGGCUGCUGAACAGAAACAGAAGCAGCUUCAGUUUCAUUCUGCUGAGUCGACCUGACAAUCAUGAGUCAGCAGUUUAUUGAUUUAUUCCCCACAGCUGGUAACUGUAACAGAUGUUUUAUUAAUUUAUUGAGCAGUUAACAGGAAACAUCUUCACGCACAUUUUAAUGAUUUUAUUUGAUUAAAACUGUAUUUUAACAAAAACUCUUUUUAUAAUUGAACACAAACUUUUUAAUGCUUGUUGUGGUUUUACUGAAGAAGUCAGAUUUAUCUGGUAGAUUUUAUAUUUUUAAAUGAACUGUAUGUCUGUUUAAACAUUUGUGUAUGAAUGUAUUUAUUGAUUGAUUGAUUUCCUGAUUCUGACUGCUCGAUGUGAUUGAUCACUUCCUGUUUUUGACACGACGACACUUUUCAAACUAGUUUUUGCACUUUGGAUCCAAACUGAACGUCUGCUGAACCUUUUAAAUUCAGAGUAAACCUGACAAGUAUCAGAUGCCUGAUCAAUACUGAGAUUAUUUUAUUGUUUUCUGUUUGAUGAAGCUUCAUAUGCAGUGAAUGUUUGGAACAAAACACUUAUAUUUACUGUUUUAUUUCAAUUGUUUUGCACUGAAAACUUGUGAAUUGACAAAAAGAAUCUGCACAAAAACCUGAUUGCAGCACUUUAUUCAGAUGUUUUAGAGGAUUCAUCAACAAACACUGUGGUUCUCAUCUUGUUUUACAUUUUGUGAUGUCAGGUGUGAUGUGCAAUAAAAGACUGAACAUGA